AUGGUCAACCCGCCGCCCCCCUCCACCACUGGGAAGGGCGGCAGCUUCGACUCUCUGAGCCCUCAGCCGUCGGUCAUGCCUCCCUCCGGCCCCGUGACGCCCAAAAUGAUGGCCAUGCAAGCGGCCGGGAGGUCGGCGCCUCCAUUCAUCCCGCCGUUGCAGCUGCCGCCUCAUGCGCACGGCACUCCGCGGACCAUGUCUCCCUUCUUCGGCCAUCCUCCGCCGAUGCGCAGAAUGCCCAUCCCCCACUGGCAGCCGAUUGCCAUUCCGGUGCAUGGCGGCUACAUCCUCGCCACGUCUCCCCUCGACAGCCCUCGGUUCAAGGACAAACACACGCAGACGGACGUCCUCAUGAAGGCGAGGGAGCUGCUGGCGGGUCAUGAGUCGCCCGUCACGUCGGUGAUCCGGUCGCCUGCCCGUGGCGACGACAGGAGUGAGGUGCGGCAGGUCGACGAAAGUGGCGCGGGUCAGCCCUUUCUUGCAGCAAGCUUUGGAGUGCCAGACCGACAGCACGACGACCUCCCAAUAGACCACGUGAGACGCAACACACGCACACACACCCAUCCAUCCGCUGAUCCGGCGCCGUUGACCCUUUGCUCUUCCUCUGUCGAUGCAGAAGUCUCUCAUCCCUCCCCUGGACCUGGAGGCCACCCAGCCAGUCCGCCAAGAGCGCCUGCCGACAGGGGAUGACGAGGUCCCCUUCCAGCCUGGUGCGACGCCCGUCGCCCUUGCGGAUGUGAGUGGGCCGCCCGCACAGCGGCGCGUCAGAGUGAAGGCCAAGGCCAAACCAAAGGCAAGGGCAAAAGCUAGGGCCAAGGCGAAGGCCGGCAAGAAGAAGAGAAAGGUGAAAGAAAGAGAGAGACACACACACCGCGGCACAGAACAUACACGUACACUUAGUUCCUUGUCUGCAGAAGCCGUUUGUGCCCCGCGUGGCGAGUCUGAGUCUGUCGGCGAGGUAUAGCAAGGAGCUUGAGAAGCUGUCCAAGAGCCAGGAGUCGAGGAAAGACGAUAGCAAGGACAAGAGGCGGAAGAGCAGCGCCAUGAACAGGUCGCAGUCGCUCGGCGCAGUGCUCGAGGCCAAGCUGCACGAGUCGAAGAAGGGCAGCCUCACGGACAGCAGCACCAACAUCCUGGACAAGUUUCUGCCCGUCUUGGUGAGGACAACGUGCAGAGAGACAGAUGAAAGGAUGUUUCAUCAUCGGAUGUUCUCCUACUUUUUGUGUGUUGUGAAUCAGGGAAGCUCCAAGAGCGGUCCGGCAGGCAGUCUGCUGGAUGAGCUGACGCAGAGCACGUCCCCGCCGCUCGAAAAAGCACACAGGGUUGGCUUGACGCGAGUGCCGGUAGGCGAGACACACGGUGCCUGCCUGCCUGCCUGCAGUGAGAGUAUAGGCAUGUGUCUCACUCGCCUCUCCCUCCUGGCUGUCAGGUGCAUGUUGCCCUGCCGCACUUCGCCGCGGCGAGCCACGGGCAGCCUUUGGACGUGACUAGGUUUGUGACCACGGCCCUCAACCUGCUGCAGGCAUCGCAGAUCCACAACCCAUCCGCACAGACACUCACAAGUAAGAAGUACACACACAUAUACACAUGAAGCGUGCAUGUCACGGCUGUGCUUGGCAGGUCUGUUUAAUAUUCUGGAUGCGUCUGUCAAAGGUAGCUUGGGCGUGACGGAGACGCUGUGCGCCAUCGCCCUCCUCACAGAGGGACCCGCCAUGCGCAGAUUGCAGGGUAAGCUGAGGGGCACGUCCGUUGCAUUGGAUCGUGUGAUACAUGUGUGUGUGUUCUUUCAGUAGUGUUUGAGACCCUUGACUGGCGGAAGGAGGGCUCAAUCAGCCCCCACCAGUUCAGCAUAUUCAUCAAAAUGGGUGCGUGGGGUGGUGGUGAGUGAGAGUGUGCGGCGAACGAGUUACAGUGAGAAAUGUGUCUCUGUGUGUGACUGUUCGUUCCCUCCAGCCGUGAACGUGUUGAGUGUGCCCGCCACCGAUAUCCCGCCCUUCCCGAUAGCCACCAAGCUCUCUUUCCACGAAUUCACACAAAGGUAGGUAGGUGAUCGAUCGCUCCCCACCGCGCGCUCGUCCAUCCAUUCAUCAGCGUUCGUUCGUUUCUCUCUGUCCAGGCUAUCCUUCCUGUCUGUGCCCGACCACAUCAGCCAGGCCGCCCCCCUGCCCCUGCGUAUGACCACCGUGCCGCCCCAGCAGCCCGUCAUGCCACGGCCGCCGCCCACAGCACCGGCUCAGUGGCACUACACACAUGCAUAAUGGACACCUCUCUAUAAGCGGAUACUGUACCUGCCCUGUAUGUGUAUGUGUAUGUGUGUGGAUGAGAGUAGAGUCUAGUCCAGGAGAAGACUGCCUCUCUGUCUGUCGACUCCAUGCUUUGCUUGAAAAACUAGUGAGUGCAUCAAAGAAAGACCCUGAUAAACAACAAUGCACCCAGCAGGCACUCAUACAAUAACUAACGGC
This is a messenger RNA of Vitrella brassicaformis, 2462 nucleotides long. Lineage: Eukaryota; Vitrellaceae. The record is from the annotation of a GenBank genome assembly.